GGGUCUGCCUCUCAUCCGGCUGUGCCUCUUCCUCAUCCACGAUUGCCGUCAUUGCCUGGCCCGCCGCCGGUAUCUGCUGCGUCGCUGAUAGCCAUAUAUCGCCGGACACGGAGCAGUCCACCAGCUAGUGUAAAUCGAACGCCGGACGCCGGAUCAGUCGCCGAUCGCAACGAAAUGGACAAAACGGCCCGGGGCAAGGCCCAGCAUCUCCGUGAGCUGCACCGUCGGCCACUUCCGGUCCAGAUCGCCCCGCAUGGUCUCGGGCUGCGGUUGCUGCUACCCUCAUGGCUGUACUUAUUCCGUCAGCCAGCUCGCCCAAAAGCCAUCUCGACCGUCAGCGGAUCCAUGGUGUGGAGCCCAGAAGACUAUCUUCUUCUCUGGCAGUGCGGCUUCUUUGGAAAGGGCACGCUUUCUCGCAGCGAGCUCACCUGGGAAAUGCGCCAGACUCGAGGAGGCGGAGGCGAAGGUAUCGCCGGACUGAAGCAGAAGACCAGCGACCCAUCAGGGUCGGCGCAAGAUCCCGGCAUCCUGUCUCUGGGCCAGGCUCUGGAUCUCGAGAGCAACCAGGACGACCCCGCUGCCCUGCCACCCUCGCUGAAGGGCCUAGAGUCGAUGCAGCUCACGGCCGAAGAGUCCUUCUUUCUGGCAUUCGCCUUGGGUUCACUCGAGGUCACCCACUCGGUUUCAAAGAAACAACUGACGAUCCUGGAUCUAUGGAGCAAGUUUCAUGCCGACGCAGUUGUGCAGCGGUCCCGCCAUCCUCCGACGGAGGGCGAGAUAUGGUGCCCAGACAAUCCGUUUGUGGUCGCAUACGCUGCAUACCACUUUUACCGAGCGCUCAAGUGGGUGGUUCGCUCGGGAAUCAAAUUCGGAACAGACUUUGUGCUCUACCAGAAAGGACCGGCAUUUCGUCACUCCGACUAUGCCGUCACCGUGAUCUCGACGAAGCCAUCGGCCCAGCGGCAGCAUAGCCCUGAGCCCGAAAUCGAAUCGUCCGGACGCCCAUCCAGCACCUGGCAGCAGUUCCUGGCAUCAUCACGGGUGUGCGCACAGGCCAAUAAGCGCAUGCUGCUCUGCUACGUUCAGGUUCCCGACACUUUGUCGGUCGAGACCCAUCGAGACGACCCUGCCGCGGCUCUGCGGCAGUACAGCAUCUUUGAUGUGGUUGUUUCCCGAUGGGUUCCACAGCGGACACGGGAAGCAGCGUAACGACACAAAUGUCCCUGCGUGUGAUCGAGCCAGAAGAGCCAGACGAUGCCCAAGUCCAUGUCAGGAGGUAGACGGCUCAGCUGAGCUGCGACAUUACUCGUCUGCAGCCUGCUCAGACUGAACCGGGACGCAGCAGCUUAUUGGGCUGAGUGAUGCUGAUCGAUCACUCAAGCGACAUUGAUCGGUGCUAGUACUGCCGUGAUGGACUCGGCCGAUGACUAUACCGCGAGACAGAUCCUCAAGGAAAUGGCUUACACUAUAUUCAGAAAAAAACGGGACAAUAUAGCCGUUUCCAUGAACAGUAGUAUGUGCUGUGCUCGCGUCAAGCAAAGCCACAAGAAAUAAAAC
Messenger RNA from Polychytrium aggregatum, 1557 nucleotides. Its product is annotated as tRNA intron endonuclease. Lineage: Eukaryota; Fungi; Chytridiomycota; Chytridiomycetes; Polychytriales. The record is from RefSeq and is a predicted model, not a curated record. The coding region runs from base 175 to 1209 and encodes 344 amino acids. Gene Ontology annotation, biological process: tRNA splicing, via endonucleolytic cleavage and ligation; tRNA-type intron splice site recognition and cleavage. The transcript is spliced from 5 exons. Gene Ontology annotation, molecular function: nucleic acid binding; tRNA-intron lyase activity. Gene Ontology annotation, cellular component: tRNA-intron endonuclease complex.